Cyprinus carpio (common carp) is the source of this 1351-nucleotide messenger RNA. RefSeq names its product peroxisome biogenesis factor 2-like. Gene Ontology annotation, biological process: protein import into peroxisome matrix. Gene Ontology annotation, cellular component: peroxisomal membrane. Gene Ontology annotation, molecular function: zinc ion binding. Lineage: Eukaryota; Metazoa; Chordata; Actinopteri; Cypriniformes; Cyprinidae. The record is from RefSeq and is a predicted model, not a curated record.
UGCCUCGCUCAAUCAGAUAUUGCGAUUGGAUGCAUGUGAUCUAGGGUGCAGAGAAAAUGCAAUUUGCAAUUGGCUCAUCUGUUUCAAGGAGGGGUUAACCGAGAUAACCCGGAAAAGGAGGAAGAACAGCGCCUCAGUUCCGAGUCCGAUCGUGGACUUAUCAUGGCUGGAGCUGGAGGUGACAAGCCAUUCGCCAAGGCCGGCCCAAGCCCUUUAUCUCGGGUUUUGAGAAUCAGUCAGCUGGAUGCUUUUGAACUGGAUGGUGCACUGGAACAGCUUGUUUGGUCACAGUUCACCCAAUGCUUCCAGCAUUUCAAGCCUGGGCUCUUAACCCCUGUGGAACCAGAACUCAAGGCCCUUCUCCAACUCCUCUUGUGGAGGUUCACCAUCUUCUCUAACAGUGCCACCGUUGGCCAAUCACUGCUCAACAUCCGGUACAAAAACUCUCUUAUCCCAGGACAGAAGUACCGUCCCAUGAGUCGGCCACAAAAAUUCUGGUUUCUUCUGCUGACAGUCGGCGAAAAGUGGUUGAGAGAGCGCUCCCAUAGCUUGUUCCUCAACCACCCUGCAGAAUCCAACGCCCACAAGGCCCGAAAGGUACUCAGCAUCUUGAUGGGCCUUACCAAAGUGGCCAGCCUGGUCAACUUCCUACUGUUCCUCCAAAGAGGAACCUAUCCAACACUUACCGAAAGAUUGCUGGGAGUGCAGCCAGUCUUCAGUCGACCCCAAGGACCACGAGGCAUCAACUUCCAGUUCUUGAACCGGGAGCUGUUGUGGCAUGGCUUUGCCGAGUUUCUUAUCUUUCUGCUGCCUCUCAUAAACAUGUGGAAGCUAAAGGCCAGUAUUGCCACUCUGUUCUCCCCUCUGAACGAACUGAGAGGAAUGGAAGGUUCGGAGGAGACCUACUGCACCGAGUGCGCCGUCUGUGGGGAGUGGCCCACAAUGCCCCAUUCAGUCGGCUGCAACCACGUGUUCUGCUACUACUGCCUCAAGAGCCACACGAUCGCUAACAUCUGCUUUACCUGCCCCAAAUGUGGCACAGAGACUGGAACGAUAGAGCCAGUCAGGCUUCAUGUAGGAACAGAGUUGCAUCAGAGUUGAGACCAGUCUUCUGAUUGACUUGAGAUACACAUACAGCAGGAGAACUUGAGACCAAGUUUAACAUCUGAGUCUAUCACAGAGAUUGGUUGAUGAAGGUAUAUGGCUUGUACCUUCUUCUGAAAUGAGAUCAUUUGUUGCCAUGAAAUAUGCAGAAUUUUGUACAAAGAGACAAACUUGAUGUAAAAUUCUAAAAAAACAUAAUUUGUGUCACUAAUUUAUUCACCCUCAUUAAAGUUUGAUAGAAACUGUG